Molecule: messenger RNA, 1478 nt
Organism: Triticum dicoccoides
Lineage: Eukaryota; Viridiplantae; Streptophyta; Magnoliopsida; Poales; Poaceae
Product: BOI-related E3 ubiquitin-protein ligase 1-like
Exons: 3
Coding region: 304-1284 (326 amino acids)
Molecular function (GO): ubiquitin-protein transferase activity
Source: RefSeq, a predicted model, not a curated record
ACGAGAGGGACGGUGGAACAGUUGAGUCGCGUUGCGUUUGCGUUGCCCACCCCCCGCCGCAACUCUCUCAUCCAUCGCAUCCCCGCGCCUCCUACCGCCAUCCCAUCCAACUCCUCUUCCCCACGCACGCGCUUCACGCCUCAAAUAGCACGAACGGGGCAAUGGCAGCGGCGCGGCCCUGUUGCAGCAGCAGCCACCGGCAAUCGCGCCUCCUCGUCCUCGCCGCCUGCGCGUCGCCCACGCCGCCGCUGCUGCUUUAGCCGUCCCCGACUUCCGCUCCGAGGUGAUCGCUCCCCCGGCCGGAUGGGUGAUCUGGGCGUCCGGGUUGUGGGCAGAGGCUGCGCCGCGCCGAUGGAGCCGCGCAAGGAGAUGGUGGCGCCGUCGCUGGAGCAGCAGGGGCAGCAGCAGCAUCCUCCCCUCUUCAUGGAUUUCUCCCGACGAGAUGGAGUCGCAGAUGGCGGCAACGGGCGGAAGCGGCCGCGCGAGACCGUGGCGCCGCCGGCACGCCUCUUCUCCCUACAGGCGCCGCAGGGUUCUCCCGGGCACAAGGUGAUACACCUGGCGCAGCUGCACCGGCGGCCGGCGGCGACGGGCCUGCGGCUCGACUUCGACGAGGGAGGCUCGGAGCACGUGGCGUGCACGUCGUCGACGUCGUCCCUUCUCCCCGGCGAGCUCGCCGCUCAGUGCGGGCGGCACAACAACGAGAUCGACCGGCUGCUCCAGGAACACGCGGAGAGACUCCGGCUUGCGCUGGCCGACACGAGGCGUCGGCAGAACCGCUCGCUGCUGGGCGCCGCAGAGGCGCUGGCCGCGCGGCGGGUCAGGGAGGUGGAGGCGGAGACCUUCAAGGCGGCACGGCGCGGCGUCGAGCUGGAGGAGCGGCUGGCCAGGCUGAGGGCGGAGGCGGCGUCGUGGCAAGCCAAGGCAAUGUCCGACCAGUCCACGGCGGCCGCGCUGCACGCGCAGUUGCAGCAGGAAGCGGCCACAGCGCAGGCUGGGAGUGGCAAGGCCGCCGAGGAGGCCGAGGGAGCGGCGGACGACGCCGAGUCCGGCUUCAUCGACCCUGACAGGGUGGUGGAGGUGGUGGCCCCGCCACCGGCCAGGCCGUGCCGCGCGUGCCGGCUCCGGCCGGCCACCACCGUGCUGCUCCCGUGCAGGCACCUCUGCGUGUGCGCCGCGUGCGAUCCCGGCGCCUCUGCCUCCCAAGCCGGCACCGCCGCCGCCGCGGCCUGCCCCGCGUGCCGCUGCCCCAUCACCGGCACCGUGCAGGUCUUCUUCGCGUGAAACGGGUCCCCGCCGGAUCAUGAAAUCAGAACCAUGGAAAAGCUGUAGUAGAUCAGAUCAGACAGGGUGCAUAAUUCCUUCCUCUCUUUUCUCCCGUGCUAGUGAACUGAUCCCUCCAUGAUCGCUUCACCUCUUUUGCUGGUGAUCUAGUAAAUCUUUACUAAUUUGAUUUGAAUCUUGCGUGACAGUUUUUA